Neodiprion fabricii is the source of this 3884-nucleotide messenger RNA. Its product is annotated as neuroendocrine convertase 1-like. The record is from RefSeq and is a predicted model, not a curated record. Gene Ontology annotation, biological process: protein processing. The coding region runs from base 220 to 2436 and encodes 738 amino acids. Gene Ontology annotation, molecular function: serine-type endopeptidase activity. NCBI's taxonomy places the organism in Eukaryota, Metazoa, Arthropoda, Insecta, Hymenoptera, Diprionidae. Gene Ontology annotation, cellular component: trans-Golgi network; Golgi membrane. The transcript has 15 exons.
UCUUCCCGAAUCGGUUGAAGCGAGCUUUCAAUUUCUGUUGUUUUCGGUAAAAAGUGGAGCGAAUUUCUUUGAUCGAAGGACAUACCUCUCAUACAUUUACCGAAUCACUUGACAAGUAUAUUUUCCAUUCAAUAUUCAAAACUACGUGAAAGUGUCUCAUUUCAGAUUUACUCCAUACUUUGUGACAUCCAAAAUACCACGGACACCGAUCAACGAUCUAUGGAAAUGAUAACUUUCGCAUCAUUGAACGCUUACAUCUGCCUGACGAGUCUGUGUCUUCGACUGUCCGCGGCGACGCCCGCCGAGAGCGUCGGGACGUCAGCGACGCCCGAGGAGUAUGAAAACGAAUGGGUUGUCAGGGUGGACGGCGGCCCGGAGAUAGCUGCCCUCCUGGCCCUGCAGUCCGGCUACAAACAUCUGGGUCCGGUACUGGGAUUCGAGGACACGUAUUUGUGGCACAAAGACAAGAGCCCUCAGCACCAGAAGAGAGGAGGACAUCCACGACUUGGAAAGGCUCUGAACUCGCAUGCGAAGGUGAUCUGGGCGGAUCGACAGAAAGUCAUACGUCGAGAAAAGCGGGAUCACGUGUCUUUGGAAGAUCUCGAGUCAGAGCGGCCGCUGGUGAGGGAAAAACGACUGCCACUGAAAGCUGGGGAAGCUGAGUUGCCUGUUUCGGGAAAUCACACGCAGGUGAAGAAAUCGUUGGAAUCAGAAAAGCGCAGUGGAAGAUCUGCUUCAAAAAUCUCUGUAAGAGAUGCUGGGAGGAGACGCAAAAAACGUUCGAUCCAAGAGAUAGAGAAUUCGAAGAUGUUCAAUGACGAACUCUGGGGACAGGAAUGGUACUUGCAAGAUACACGAUCCACCAAGGAUCUCCCGAAGCUGGACCUCAACGUCCUGCCACUUUACCGGCUCGGGAUAACGGGUCGUGGUAUUCGGGUCGCGGUGCUGGAUGACGGGCUCGAAUAUACUCACGAGGACUUACAGAGCAACUACGAUGCGGCAAUCAGCUAUGACGUCAACGAGGCGGAUGCAGAUCCAAUCCCACGAUACGAAUCCACAGGAAUCAACGGACACGGUACAAGGUGCGCCGGGGAAAUCUCUAUGCGAGCGAACAAUGGAAAAUGCGGUGUUGGCGUUGCCUUCGGCGCCUCCAUCGGCGGUAUCAAACUUUUGGACGGUGUGGUGAACGACAGAGUCGAGGGUGAGGCGCUCGGCUACCGCACAGACCUCGUGGACAUUUACACCGCCUCCUGGGGCCCGGCGGACGACGGAAGGAGCCUCGAGGCACCUGGACGUCUCGCUUUGGAAGCUCUUCACAAGGGGAUCACGCAGGGUCGCAACGGCAAGGGUUGUAUUUACGUUUGGGCCUCGGGUAACGGGGGUUCGAGGGCUGACGAUUGCGGAUGUGACGGAUACGUCGGAAGCAUCUACACCGUUGCCGUGGGUUCCGCAAGUCAAACAGGAAGGUUUCCUUGGUACGGAGAACGCUGCCCUGCCACACUAGCCACGACUUACAGCAGCGGAGCUUAUCACGAUCAAAUGAUUGCUACAACUGAUCUGCGAAAUACUUGCACUACCAGACAUACAGGGACGUCGGCGUCAGCGCCAUUAGCAGCAGGUAUUUUGGCACUCGCUUUACAAGUCAAUGAAAACUUGACGUGGAGAGACGUGCAGCAUCUGGUUGUCUGGACCUCGGAAUACGUACCCUUAAGUGAAAAUCCCGGCUGGUUCAAGAACGCAGCUGGAUUCUGGUUCAAUCCGAGAUUUGGCUUCGGCCUCAUGAAUGCUUACGCCCUCGUAACAACGGGAUACAACUGGACGACCGUUCCUGAUAAAAAAGAGUGCCACGUGCCGGCGGAUUACGUCUCGAACAAAACGUUAACCUACGGCAACCCCGUUCACGUCACCUUUGAUACGGAUGGCUGCGCCAGGGAUGAAAAUGAAAUAAACUACUUGGAACAUGUUCAAGUGGAAGUCAACAUACGGUACGCGAUACGGGGUGCAGUGAAGAUGCAUCUGACGUCACCAUCCGGAACGCGUGUUCGCAUUUUGGCUCCCAGAACGCUGGAUGACUCUGACGAGGGUUUUCUCAACUGGAGGUUCAUGUCAGUGGCAAGCUGGGGUGAAGUCCCACGUGGGAUAUGGCAGCUCCAGAUAUCAGAUUCGGUCGGGCCGCAGAACAACAGCGGAGAUAUCGGUAAUUUGACUCUGAUUCUACACGGUACUAAAACGAUACCGGAUCACGCGAGAAACGGUCCAAGAAUUUACAACGACGAUUACAGCAGGAUGAGAAAAACGAAUUACGAGGAGCUAUUUUCGGUGAACGAAGUACCUAAUUUUUUGGAGGCAAGAACAAGUUGGAUGGCGGAACCGGAUGUGACGCGAUUUGAAACGGUUUUGGGCAAAAGAUGGCUCAAGUAUCUCUUAGGCGUGUGAAUUUCCCGAUCCCAAGCUUUUUGACGAACGCGGAUAAAAUUUGAAUUAUAGAUCAAUUAUGAAUGUCAAUUGAAAAUCAUUCGUCUUUCAAUUAUCGCGCUCUACCAUCCCGAGCUAUCAUUUUCCUCGAGACAUAUAAAAUCCAUGAUACAAAAACUGAGAGGCGGCGAAAUAUCAAAUUCAAGCUCUCGGCCAUCAUUCCGAUGUACAGACAGAGAAAUCAAAUCUCAAGUCAUAUUUUUCUGAAUUCCUGAUAUCAAGAAAUAAAACGUGCAGCAUACGUGCGUGUAUAUCUAUAUAACCGCAUACAAUGUAGAAAGGAUAAAACCACGAGAACGGGGUCUGAAAUUUUUAUCCCACAACAUGGUAUAGCCUGUAUAUGCUCGUUUACGUCAGAGAAACGCUGGCAGACGGAUGUGGAGUGUAAGUUUAUACAUAAAAUAGGGACGUAAAAAUCGACCGCAAAUAUCAAAUGUCAAUUUAAUGUGUUUGCGUGGGUAAAAUAAAAUUUUACCGCCGCUCUGGUUCAACAUUUUACCGCAUUGUAACCUCCGGCUGGAACGUCAUUCCUACUGCACAUUUACGUUCGGAUACUCUUUGAGCUAAUUUCUGGGAGUAUAUAAUAGAGACAUGAUUUAAGUGCGAUUUUUUUCAACACGCCCUCGAUAUCAGGAUUGUUUAAAAUUCUGUGUAUUACCAUAUGUCUUUGGUCUGACAAUGACUCAAAUGAAAAUAUUGGGUAGAAUUUAUUGAUACAGUAUAAAUCUCGUGCCAUUCUUCUUCUUCUUGCAUACGUUAUGUUAAACCACAAAGCCCCCGGGCCAGUCUGCUCGUGAGUAUAAACAUUUUUUUAUCCAACUUUAAAUUCCGUUUUUUCUCGUUGCAUUUGAACCCUGCUGCAGCAUCUGGCGAGGCAACGCGCUCAGCCGUUCAGUCAAUGUCAACCCUGUCAACCUCACGUCCCACCCACAACUCGUUUGUCCAAGCCGUUCACGUACCUCAUAUAAUCGCUGGUUCCACUCUAUCAGGGGUUGCAGUAACGGCUACGCUCAAGUGGUCGUAAAAAUAGGUGAUGCGCCAAUUCAGGCCUCAGCCCAGCGACACGUGUUACUAGACACGUGCAUGCAGACGUGAAAAAUUCCACAAAUAAACCCCACGGAGCUUACCACCGAAAGUUGAAAGCGAUCAAAGACGCGCUAAAACGUUCCUCGUAAAAUUAUCCGCUACGGCUUCGGUACGAAUGCCUUCCGAAAGCUACCUGCAGAGACGACCGAGCUUUCCGGAACCUUCAACGGCAGCUUAUCCCGGAAAACGAAUUAAGACGGAGUUAUAUUAUACCCGCCCUUUAAGCGCUGCCGGUUGGUUCUAUAAACUUAAUUGAACGUAGCGCGUACGUCAUCCCCGUUUCAAGUGAUGAAAAUGAGGACGGAAGAUGGCCCGUUCGAAAA